AUGUUCCAUCAUCCCCCAUCCUCUAGGUCUCCUUCUGCCACCCCAGCCCCUCUCCCCGGCGCAUUGCAGCCAGAGUUGCACGAGGGGGGUCUCGCUGCAGACCCGUCGGAAAGUCGCUACAGGACAAAAGUCAUUCGAGAUGAUGUUGAAAGAAGAGAACAUGCGAGGAUGGGAGCUAUCAUGCCCGGAACGGGAGAUGGAUCAGCGCUCGGGGAGGAGUGUUUCUUGUGGACUGAUGUGCCCAAUGUCAAGAACUUUAGAUACAUCCCCUGUGCUCUCUCCUCAACCCCCUCUCCACACCCAUCGGUUCCUUUCUACCGCACAAUCCCCUAUCCUCCCCCAGUCCCGCUAGUACACCUAUCCCUCCUCGACCGCUCAAAUUACCUGCGGAUAUCACCUUCCUUGCUCACUGUCUGCAACGAACGCGGAUUCCGCUCUUGUCGUGCAAACGUGUCUGUUCGUGAAGGCGCUUGGUACUAUGAAGUGAAGAUAGAAAUAGGUGACGGGGAUCGAGGUGCUGGGCGAGGGUUGGGCGGGGACUCUGUAGUCGGCAACCCGCAUGUCCGGCUGGGCUGGGGAAGAAGAGAGUCCAAUCUCGAUACCCCUGUUGGUUGUGACGCCUACUCGUACGGGAUUCGAGAUGCCACUGGCGAGAAAGUGCACCUCUCUCGCCCGAAACCCUAUGCCGGAAAAGGUUUCAAAUCAGGCGACGUCGUCGGCUGCCUCAUCAAGCUCCCUCCUCGGCCUUCGUUGGAGGGCAAACCGACCUACCACCCAGCGCACGUGAAGAGACAACGGCGAGCUUUCAACUACAAGAGCCAAGCAUACUUUGAGAGCGCAGAAUACGCCCCUUGCAGAGAAAUGGAGGCUUUGGUCGACCGGGACGGCAAGCUCGCAGCGGCUGCUGCCAAUGGCAACGGCGAGUCCAACGGUGAUGUAGCAAAUCACAAAAAAACUGCAGGCGCUGCUACAAAGCACACCAAGAAGAGCAAAAAGCCAUCCGAAAAACAAGCCUCCUCCCCCGAAGAACCUGCCUCUCGCAAACUCGAGCGCCUUUCCGAAUCCAGCAUAUCCUUCUUCAUCAACGGCGAGCCUUUCGGUGCUGCUUUCGAGGAUAUCUUUGAUUUCACUCCCCUACCACCCCUUCGGGCUCCUGGGACGGGGAAAAAGCAGUAUGGAGACGAUGUAAUGCAUGAUGAUGGGACGUUAGGGUACUACCCCAUGGUUUCCUGCUUUGGUCGCGCCAAGGUCAAGACCAACUUUGGCCCCGAUUUCGCCCAUCCUCUCCCUGUGCUCCCGGAUGGUACUCCGGUCAAAGCUAUGUCUGACCGCUGGCCUGAAUUCCUCAAAGAGGAAGCCGCGUUGGACGAUGUGGAUGAGGUUGAAGAUACCAAACGCCUGGAGGCGAUCUUGAAGGCCGAGAAGAAGGCACUGCAGAAGAAGAUGGCGAAAUCGAAAGCGAAGGGCGGGAAGAGUGGGAGUGCUACACCCAAGGGUGGGGUUCCGGCAGGGACAAAGAAGGCCCAGGCCGGUCAGCAGAAAAGGAAGAGGGCUGGCACAGAGGCGAGCACUCCUGGCCCUGAUAGUGUGAGGGGCCGCACGCAAACGCCUGUAACCGCGCCUUCUAGUGUGCGUGGAAGGACUAUGACGCCUGUACUCUUUGCCCAGUCAGAUAAUGGCUCAGACAUACCCGGAAAGUGGGAUCAGGAAGGGCAGGAGAGCACGAGAGAACGAUCGGUCAGUGUGGCGCAGAGCGAUGCUUCAUCGCGCGACCCAUGGGGACGGAGUCGUGACGAGGUGGAGCAGGAAGAACAGGCGGAGAGAGAGAGGGAUAUCAAGAGGCCCAGGCCAGAGGAACAUAUGCUUAGUGCGGGUAACAGCGAAGAUGGGUACGGAGAGGAGGAAGAAGAACAGGAAGAGAAAGGAGAGGAGAGGGAGAAGAGGGAGAAGAGAGAGACGAACGAGGAAGAACGAGGGGAAGAGGAGGAAGAAGAGGACGAGGAAGAGGAGGGGAUAAAGUGGUAA
Molecule: messenger RNA, 2025 nt
Organism: Cryptococcus wingfieldii CBS 7118
Lineage: Eukaryota; Fungi; Basidiomycota; Tremellomycetes; Tremellales; Cryptococcaceae
Product: compass component bre2
Exons: 2
Coding region: 1-2025 (674 amino acids)
Cellular component (GO): Set1C/COMPASS complex
Molecular function (GO): transcription cis-regulatory region binding; protein binding
Source: RefSeq, a predicted model, not a curated record